Messenger RNA from Peniophora sp. CBMAI 1063, 1512 nucleotides. The record is from the annotation of a GenBank genome assembly. Lineage: Eukaryota; Fungi; Basidiomycota; Agaricomycetes; Russulales; Peniophoraceae.
AUGACUUAUUCGACGCCACUCCUCGCUCUGGCCCUCGCCGCCUCGGCAGCCGCCACCCCGCUCUCGACGCACGCCAACCCGGCGGCCCGGUCGAGCUACCCGUUCGCCCUGGCGCCCCUCCACGUCGCCGAGCACGAGGCGCCGCACGGGCUGGUCAACAACUCGUACAUCAUCAUGUUCAAGAAGGACGUGCCCCUCGCCGCGUUCGACAACCACUUCAACUUCCUCCAGUCGGCCCACGAGGAGGACCCGCUGCUUGGCGACGACUCUGGCCUCCGCCACGUCUGGAACUCGAACCUCCGCGGGUACGCCGGCAAGUUCUCAGACUCUGUCCUCCAGCGCAUCCGCUCCAUGCCCGAGGUCGACUUUGUCGAGCGUGACCAGAUUGUCCGCACACAGGACAUGGAGACGCAGGACGUACAGAAGUCGGCGCCCUGGGGUCUCGCCCGCGUCAGCCACCGCCCCAAGCUGUCCUUCAGCACCUUUACCAAGUACGAGUACGAGCCGCUCGGUGGCGAGGGCGUUGACGUAUACGUCAUCGACACCGGCAUCAACAUCCAUCACGACGAGUUUGAGGGCCGUGCCUCUUGGGGAAAGACCGUUCCCAGGAAUGACCAGGACAUUGACAACAAUGGCCACGGAACCCACUGCGCGGGUACCAUUGCCUCUAAGCGCUACGGUGUCGCCAAGAAGGCGAACGUGAUUGCUGUCAAGGUCCUCGGCUCGAACGGCUCCGGUACCAUGGCCGACGUCAUUUCUGGUGUCGACUUCGCCGCCAGCGAGGCACAGAAGAAGGACGCCGCCGCCCGCGCCGAGUUCAAGGCCACCGGCAAGACCAAGCACAAGGGCUCCGUCGCCAACAUGUCCCUCGGCGGUGGCAAGUCCCCCGCUCUCGACAUCGCCGUCAACGGUGCCGUCGACGAUGGCCUCCACUUCGCCGUCGCUGCUGGUAACGACAACCGUGACGCAUGCAAUUACUCGCCCGCCGCCGCCGAGAAGGCCGUCACUGUCGGCGCCUCGACGCUCGGUGAUGAGCGCGCGUACUUCUCCAACUUCGGUCCUUGCGUCGACGUCUUCGCUCCCGGCCUCAACAUCCUCUCGACCUGGAUCGGCUCGAACACCGCUGUGAACACCAUCUCGGGCACGUCGAUGGCAUCCCCGCACACCGCUGGCAUGCUCGCCUACCUCCUCUCCAUCUAUCCGCACAAGACCUUCGACCCCGUCGUCGGCGACCUCGUUCCUGAGGCGUACUCCGCGCAGGCCCCCAUGAGCUCUUGGUCAGGCAUGUACGAGACCGCGUUCAGCGUCAUGCCGUCGUGGGCCUCGCGCUUCCUCCCGCCGCCAUCGAUGAUCGGCGCUUCGAGCGGUGCUGCACCCGGCGAGUACAAGACGCUCAGCCCGCCCGAGCUCAAGGCCGCGCUCGUCGGUCUCUCGUCUAAGGACCUCUUGACCGAGAUCCCGAAGGACACGAUCAACCUGCUCAUCUUCAACAACUACACGCGCUCAGAUUGA